Pelagomonas calceolata is the source of this 487-nucleotide messenger RNA. Lineage: Eukaryota; Pelagophyceae; Pelagomonadales; Pelagomonadaceae. The record is from the annotation of a GenBank genome assembly.
GCCAAAGCGGCAAAACAGCGGGCUGGAGGGGUCCCAGCGCGCUUCCAGCAGAGCUCCUCAGGCCGCAACGAAGCAGCGGCUCCGUCGACUGCCGGGGGCAGCAAAAAUCAGCACUGCUAUUGACGGCCUCACUACAUAAACCAUGGCGGCCCCGGAGGCCAUCACCUACAUCUCACCGGCCCACGAGGCCAUGAAGCCCUUCGCCGAGCGGCCCGCCAAGGACGAGAAGCAAGAACAUGGAGCGAUGGUCGGCAUCCCCGCGGACGUGCUCAACACGUACAAGCCGCCGCUCUCCGACGACACGCCGAAUUUUUACGUCGAGAACAAGCAGGAGAAGCGCGUGAACGUGACGCAGGAGUCGCUGACCGCGGCGCUCGAGGAGGCGGCCGAGGUUCAAAGAAGGGCGAACGAGGCCUACGUCAAGCAGUUCGGGCAGUGGCCCGCGGAGCUCGAGGCUCUCGCGAAGAAGGAGUAAGUGUCACCUAUA